GUUCGUUACGAGUCUGAACAAAACAGCUGAUGCUGCCCAAUUGAAAAUCAGUCCCGCAUUUAGUCCAAACAAAAUAGAUUGAAUUUUAAUAAAAUGCUGCGAAGUGCAUUGCAUUUAGCUGCCCUAGGGGUUCGCCAGUCCCGAGUGACUAGCUGCUCACCGAGAUUACCAUCAAUCCUGCAAAAUAAUCCACAAAAUGCGAAAUACCUGCAAGUGGCGCGCGAUUAUGCAAAGGGCAAGGACAAAAAGAAGGAAAAGGGCGGCAAGGGAAAACCGGGCAGCAAAGUGGAAAUCAAUGAGCAGCAGCUGCGCGAGAUCCUCAAUUUCGAUGGCCUAAAUAGCCAGAUGCAGAAAUCCGUGAUGCAGAUGAAGGAAGACUUUGUGAAGCACCUGUCGCUGCGGUCGACCAGCGGUGCCAUCGACACACUACGCAUCAAAGUCGAUGGCCAGGAGCACGAGCUGCAGGAACUGGCCCAAAUCUCUCGCAAAAAUCCCAAGACCAUUAUCGUCAAUAUGAUUGGUUUCCCGCAAACGAUUCCCGAUGUUCUCAAAGCCAUCGAAAAGAGUGGCAUGAACCUAAAUCCCCAGCAAGAUGGCACUACUCUGUUCAUACCCAUACCAAAGGUCACCAAGGAGCACCGGGAAAAUUUGUCCAAGAAUGCCAAGGCUCUGUUUGUCAAAUAUCGCGAUGCCAUACGAGGCGUCCAGAACGAGCAAAUUCGCAAGCUGAAAAAACAACCGGAACUGGGCAAGGAUGACGCCUUUGCCGCUCAGGCUCAGGUCACUGCCAUCGCGGAUCGCUUCAUCUCGGAGGCCGACAAGUUGCUGGCCAGCAAGCAGAAGGAGCUGCUGGGCGACUAAGCUCAAGACCAAGACUGAUUCUGCUCCAAAAGCCUUAAUAAAUCUAAAUGUUUAAAUUUAAAAC
Molecule: messenger RNA, 925 nt
Organism: Drosophila teissieri
Lineage: Eukaryota; Metazoa; Arthropoda; Insecta; Diptera; Drosophilidae
Gene: mRRF1
Product: ribosome-recycling factor, mitochondrial
Exons: 1
Coding region: 94-861 (255 amino acids)
Biological process (GO): translation
Cellular component (GO): mitochondrion
Molecular function (GO): ribosomal large subunit binding
Source: RefSeq, a predicted model, not a curated record